Apiotrichum porosum is the source of this 435-nucleotide messenger RNA. RefSeq lists its product as uncharacterized. Lineage: Eukaryota; Fungi; Basidiomycota; Tremellomycetes; Trichosporonales; Trichosporonaceae. The coding region runs from base 1 to 435 and encodes 144 amino acids. The record is from RefSeq and is a predicted model, not a curated record. The transcript is spliced from 2 exons.
AUGGCCUCCCGUUCCCGCUCGACCACGACCGACCCCACCGAGCCCGGCACCGGCGCCGCCACGCCCUCGGGCACGCCGCUCCGCCGUCCUCCUCCCUUGCCGGCUGUCAAGGGCACGAUUGGGGGUAUCGAGAGCCAGAGUCCCCGGCUGGCGUUUUCGCCCGCAGGAAGUGCAAGUGUGCCCCAGAUCCGCGCCUCGGAACCGCUCUCGCCCGCGCCAUCCACGGCCAGGGACGCCUCCCCGCUCGCGUCGGCCACCACGGUCCGCGGCCACUCGUCCACCCCGAGCACAGCGACUGCCCCAGCGACAGCCAUGACGUUUGAGCCCGUGCAGACCGCGCCCGUGCUCGUGUUCAAGGCCGACCCGCGCAUGCGGACGUGUUUUGACGGGUUGCCCGAAGGUGGCGACGAGGUCAAGGCAGUGUUUGGCAUCUAG